Hydra vulgaris (swiftwater hydra) is the source of this 1595-nucleotide messenger RNA. RefSeq names its product dual specificity protein kinase CLK2. The record is from RefSeq and is a predicted model, not a curated record. Lineage: Eukaryota; Metazoa; Cnidaria; Hydrozoa; Anthoathecata; Hydridae. Gene Ontology annotation, molecular function: protein serine/threonine kinase activity; ATP binding. Gene Ontology annotation, biological process: regulation of RNA splicing; protein phosphorylation. Gene Ontology annotation, cellular component: nucleus.
AUGUUACACUUCCCGCUUGACGCUGAUUACAAUUAGUAGUGAACUAAAGUAGCAUUUUGUAUUUGUUUCUGCUAAAGAACAUAUUUUGUUUAGGUAUGAAGAUGUCUAAUCGAAUCGAUAUUUUACGUAAUGAUGAAGAUGAAUAUGCGUAUAGUAAGAAAAAGCAUAGAAGAUGCUCAGAUGAUAAAAAAAGAAGUAGAAGUAGAAGUAGAUCACAAAGUAGCAGUCGUCGUCGCUCCUCAUCUAGAAGUCAAAGAAGGCAUAGGCGUUAUCGAGGCUCGUCUGGUACUCGAGCUUUAAAACGCUCUCACGACAGAGAAAUAAGACUUAAGCAGUAUUACAACAAGAAGCACAAAGAUUUGCACGAAAAUGAGAAUAGAGGAAGACGAAGAAAUCUUGAAAACGGACAUUCCAGUCGUUCAUCAAGCGAAUCUACUGUUUGUACUAAUCAUCAAGUGAAAGAUGAUAAAGAUGGACAUCUUAUAUACAGAUCAGGAGACUGGCUGCAAAAUAGAUAUGAAAUUUGGUCAUUGCUUGGUGAAGGAACAUUUGGAAAAUGUUUAGAAUGUUAUGACAGGAAACAUGACAAAGUAAUUGCUCUAAAAGUUAUAAAGAACAUUGAAAAAUACAGAGAAGCUGCUAAAUUAGAAUUAAAGGUUUUAGAAAAAUUGUCGAAAAAAGAUCCUGAAGGAAAACACUUGUGUAUUAAAUUACUUGGUGCAUUUGAUUAUCAUGGACAUGUUUGCCUUGCAUUUCCUAAACUUGGAAAGAGUGUUUUUGAUUUUUUGAAAGAAAAUUUAUAUCAACCUUAUCCAAUGCUUCAUACCCAACAUAUUGCCUAUCAAUUGUUAUCGUCUGUUAAGUUUCUGCACAGUAUUAAACUUACUCAUACUGAUUUAAAACCAGAAAAUAUGUUGUUUGUUGAUUCAUCAUAUGAUACCCAUUGGAAUGAAAAAUCUAGACAAGAAGUUCGGAUACUGCAUAGCUCAGAAAUGCGCCUAAUUGAUUUUGGCUCUGCCACAUUUGACCAUGAACAUCAUAGUACUGUUGUAUCUACAAGACAUUACCGCGCUCCAGAAGUUGUAUUAGAAUUAGGCUGGUCUCAACCAUGUGACAUUUGGAGUUGUGGUUGUAUUAUCUAUGAAGUGUAUACUGGCAACACAUUGUUUCAGACGCAUGAUAAUCGGGAACAUUUAGCAAUGAUGGAAAGAACUUUAGGCAAGAUACCAAGUCAUAUGAUAAAAAAAUCGAAGAAAACUAAAUAUUUCCGUAAAGGAAUGUUAGAUUGGGAUGAGUAUAGCUCAGAAGGAAAAUAUGUAAAGGAUAACUGUAGACCAUUAAAUGAAUACAUGACUUCGAAUCGAACAGUUCAUAUCGAAUUAUUUGAUUUACUCAGUAAAAUGUUAGAGUAUGAUCCCGACAAACGAAUUACUGCUCAUGAGGCGCUUCUUCAUCCGUAUUUCACGUGUCUCGUACCUAGGCGUCGCAACGACUCGAGUUGCUCAUAACUGUUUAAUGUAUAUUUUUUGUUUAAUUCGAUAUUAUUUUUGAAAUUUCUUUGUAUAUAUUAUUUUACUCGUAUAGAUAUAUUCAUA